This is a messenger RNA of Danaus chrysippus (African queen), 1299 nucleotides long. The record is from the annotation of a GenBank genome assembly. NCBI's taxonomy places the organism in Eukaryota, Metazoa, Arthropoda, Insecta, Lepidoptera, Nymphalidae.
AUGUCGGCCGCAGUCACAAUGCGCGCGCCGCUCGCACCGGCCACCCUCCUCCUGACACAUGCGCUCCUGGUACUCGGCCGACUACAUGAAGGAUACUACGCCGAGGACGGUUACCAUGACGACGCCCUGGACGUGGUGGACCUAGUCUCAGCUUGUCCUACGGAUAGACUUCUUCGUACGAGAGAGACUUGUCACGUGGAAGGUGUUGAUGUCCAGUGUAUUACACUACACUGCUGUGAUGACUACAGUUACAUCGCUGGACGCUGUAUCCGUAACUCAGUGGACGCGUGUAGUCUCCACCUAUGUGAGCAGGCGUGUGAGGUUCAGGAGCAGCGUGUGUGGUGUUCCUGUCACCCCGGGUACAGGUUCGACGCUGAUAGUUACAAUCGGAAGAGGCAGCCUUACUGUGUAGACAUAGAUGAAUGCACCAUCAACAACGGCGGCUGUGAGCAUCGUUGUGUGAACGACCCCGGGGGUUUUCACUGUGAGUGUAACGCGCCUUAUAGUGUCGGCAUCGAUGGAAGGAAGUGUGUGCCGUCUGUGGCUGUUGGGAUGCCGGAGCCUCUGCCCCUCGUUCGAACAUCAUCUCGGUGCUACGCCCCGUGUGACACUGUAUCGUGGUUGUCACGGAAGGUGAAGCAGCUCAACGACCAGCUCCACACCACGCAGGCCGCCUUGAAGAAGUUAUUAGAGAACCCCGUGCUCACAGAAGACAGGAGUUUCGCUUAUCGUGUAUUGGAUUCCACAGCUCCCUUAGAAGGCGGAUACUGUCGCUGUGAGAGAGGUCCUCGGGGUCCUGCCGGCCCUCCGGGAAUGGAAGGCCCGAAAGGCGACCCGGGACAACGUGGGCCCCGAGGAGCGCGGGGGCCUAAGGGAUCUUUGGACCUGAUGCUGCUUUUACUAGCAGACAUAAGACACGACAUACAUAAUCUUGAAGAAAGGGUCUAUAAAGAUGGGGAACGACCCGAGCGCUUCAACCUUCAGAAGGCAUGGCGUCGACAACGGAAACAAGAAAACUUGGAGAAGGAAAAUAAAACUGAAGAAGAACUAGAAGCUUACACCUCGCCUCCUGUCAUAGAGGCUGGAGAGGUGACGUCACGAGGUCCCGAUUACAAGUCCGACUCAGGCACGACCAAGGACAAUGUCCAUAAUGAGGAUAAUGUCCAUCACACGAGCACGGAGUCACUGGACCUCGCGGACAUGGAUGAGAAGCUGAGGCAGAUCAGACUCCUGGCGCUGUCCACCGGCACUGAUGAAGACGACGAGCCCGACGGAGAUUAUGACUACAGCUUCUACUAG